Messenger RNA from Musca domestica (house fly), 2436 nucleotides. RefSeq lists its product as uncharacterized. NCBI's taxonomy places the organism in Eukaryota, Metazoa, Arthropoda, Insecta, Diptera, Muscidae. Gene Ontology annotation, biological process: triglyceride biosynthetic process. Gene Ontology annotation, cellular component: plasma membrane. Gene Ontology annotation, molecular function: diacylglycerol O-acyltransferase activity; long-chain-alcohol O-fatty-acyltransferase activity. The record is from RefSeq and is a predicted model, not a curated record. The coding region runs from base 143 to 2263 and encodes 706 amino acids. The transcript is spliced from 6 exons.
CAAAGAAUUCCAUCGCAACAAAACAGACGUCUUGACAUCGCCCACAACUUGGUAGCAGUGAAGUACAAAAAAAGAAGAAGAAGAAAAACAACAAAUAAAAUAACGAAUUAAAUAAUGAAUUAAAACUCAAAAUACAAAAAAUAUGGAAAAAAUUUGGAAUGAAUUGAAAUAUUUCCUCAAAGCAUUGUUGUGCUUUUUGGCCGCCUGCCUUCUAGUGCCGCUCUUACUUAUUGUAUUUGUGUGUGUCCAUUACAGCAAUGCCUUUGUCUAUUAUAUACUCUCAAUAAAAUAUCCCGAGCUGCAGAUAUCGAAAACAAAGAAGAUUCGCUCGUUCAUCGAUACACCAAGAAAUGCCGGUAUUUUUAAUUUCUUGCUUCAGAUAAAAGGCCCAUGCGACUUUGAGGCCAUUCGAAAACAUUAUGAUGAAAAUCUGACUGGUGCCCGGGAGAAGACUGGUCAUUUGAAAUUCCCUAAACUACGUCAGAAAUUGAUGAAUUGCUGGGGCCACUAUGGAUGGGUCAAGGAUAAUAGUUCUUUCAAUCUUAACAAUCACAUCCUACUGAAUAAAGCAACAUAUCGUGGAAGUCCUGUCCAUGACGGCAACCUACAGGACUUUGUCAGCACAUUGGUUGAAAAGUACAUACCAUCCGAUCUGCCACAGUGGCAGGUGAUUGUUAUACCGAUUGCAUCGAAUAAAUCUGCACUGAAUGUUGAUGCCACGGAUGAAGAGACAUCGAAUAGUGCUCAGGAAGAACAACAUUACUAUAUACUCUUGAAAAUUCAUCACCUCAUCAUUGCCGAAGAAGAUGAUCUGCACAUUAGUGAAAUGUUAAUGUUGCGUGACAACAGCGAGAAACCGAUUAUCGAAAUAGGUGGAUACACGCAAAACAUUUCCAAAACUAAAAGUCUCUCGUAUUUUAUUCGAAAGCCCGAACACAUUGAGAGACUCCUGAAAUAUUUAAUGCGGGUUGUCGUCAAUCAAUGGAAUAAAUUUAUAUACGAAUUUGAAUCCCUUGAAACCCCAGAUGAUACCAGUGGCAUACAAAUCACCAAUAUCAGUCAAUUGUUGUCGCUUCUGCUGAUCGUGGCGGUAAAUGUUAUGAUUAAUUACUGGAAGUCUGUCGUAGUUAUGAAACGAAAAUCGAAUCGGUAUCAAAAGCAUUUGACACCAUCUGAGGGAAAAAUAAAGGUAAUCAGGCGACUCUUGGCAAAGGAAGCAGAACAGCGGCAUUUGUCUUGGCCCACGGCAAAGCUUGCCAUUCAAAAUUCUCUACAACCUUCGAAUCUCACCAAAACUUGGGCCACCCUGGUCUGGAAGGCAAAUGUCAACAGCGUACUUGCACUGCCGUAUCGCAUCUUUUGUGAACUGAUGGCCAUGAGGGAUUUAAUUAUGAAAGGUGAAACUACCUUAAGCACCACAUACUCGGGUCGGCUUUCGAUAUUUUUGCCACUGUUGAUCUAUGCUCAAAUGGAAUUUCUUAGAAUCUGUUAUGAAAUCUUCAAAGCUCCUGUCAAUAUAUUCGAGGAAUUUGUCCAAUAUCCCUCCAGAGAAAUCAAUAAAUUGAAUAAAAUGUCCUAUUCUGGACGUAAAAUAGCUUCUUUUUCGAAGCCCAUUGAUGCCCAGCAAUUGCGCGAACGUGUUGCCUUCAGCGAUGAGGUACGUGAAUCGGAUUAUGUCUUAUCCUGUUUGUCGGGUGCCAUUCGCGACUAUCUGGAAUUGUACUCGACCGAGGUGGCUAUACCCAAAAUGCUGAACACUACUUGUCGCACCAUGGCCAAGGGAUAUUUCACAGACAAUUUAGAUGACAAAUCCGAUUACAUUGGUGGAGUGGUAUUCCUUCCACUGCCUCUCAAGGUACCAGAUCGUGAGCAUGCUCGUCAAAUCCAUUCGAUUAUAGAACAGAUUCGACGCAAACAGGUUAUGAUUUAUUUGGCCUCGAUGGGGCAAACCAAAUAUGACAUGUUAACCUCCAUCUUCCCCAGAGUUCUAACCAAAAUAUGCAUCAAUUAUUUCUCAUCCAAUUUCCCCAUAACGAUCACAGAAAUAUACGGUGAGAGUUCAGAUUUUGAAACAACAUGGGGACAAACUGUGGAAGAUGUCUUGCUGUUUAGACCACCUCAGUCGAAGACCUGUCUAUCUCUAAAUGUACAUCAUUUCGGUGACCGCUAUCGUUUGGCAGUGAUGGCCGAUACUCAAUUGGGUCCAGAUCAUUCCAAGAUCGUUCGGGCAUUUGAAAAUUAUAUGGAAUCGGUGAUAUUGUAAAUUUUAUUUAUUAACAAAAAAUUGAUUUUUUUUUGUGUAAACAAAUUUUGGCCUUCUCAGAAACACUUGAUAGAUUAAAAAAGCUUUGAUUCACUCCAAUGGAAUAUUGCAAAAAGUAUAAAAUGCAAUACCCAUAAAAAUUUUCAUUUUGAUUAACAACGUUAAAGAUGUUU